This is a messenger RNA of Aureobasidium musti, 1929 nucleotides long. The record is from the annotation of a GenBank genome assembly. NCBI's taxonomy places the organism in Eukaryota, Fungi, Ascomycota, Dothideomycetes, Dothideales, Saccotheciaceae.
AGCGCCUUGCCGUGCUCACCAGAGUUUGAGAGUCCGGAGCAAUAUGUCGACUCCNNCCUGCUGGAUUUUAUUGCAUCCUCUGAAUUACUUCAUGCCCUUUGUGGUGGUGUCCACGUUCUCGACUUCUUCACACGUAAACCAGAUCUCUACACCUUGGUCAUCGAGUCAGAAUGGCGAUCUUGCUUCCGAGCACACGACAUAAUGGACAUUUUGGAUCUACUCAUGCGGGAAGACCUAGACAUUUUCAACCAGGAGACAAAUACUUGGAGAGAAGGUCCUGUACCGCCGGAAUCUUUGUUGCAAUAUAUCAAGCAGAUUAGAAGAUUAUCACUUCGACGUGAACAUACUCCGAUCAACAGAAAAGACCGAAAAGGAGCCAAUGGACCAAAAACUUCACAUACACUUGCACGCCAAGUAGCAGUCGGCAUGAACGUCAAGAAAAUUCAUGAAGUUGAUAACUUCUGCCGUUAUCUUGAUAAAUUGACGACUGAGAUUGCCGAAUCUACGAAUCAGGAGAUCACACAUUUAGUCGACUUUGGAGCUGGUCAAAACUAUCUGGGUAGAGCACUGGCGUCAGAACCAUACAAUAAACACAUUAUCGCCUUGGAAAGCAGAGCACACAACAUCGAAGGAGCGAGGAACUGGGAUGUACUUGCCAAGCUAGCGCCAAAGCAACAAACCAUGGUGAACAANAAGGAAUGGAGACUUCAGCAACAAGCAAUGGCUGAGCAAGGCAUCUCUGANAAAGAAAUACAGAAACAGGAUCUUAAAGGAGAAAGAGGCUUUCACGCGGAAGCUCCUGCCCAAGAAGAGAAGCCUGCACAAGCAACCCUCAAGAUUUCGAACUCGGGUGUCGGCAGCAUACAAUAUGUUGAACACUAUAUCAAAGACGGCGAUCUCUCUCGUGUGGUACCUCAGAUCGUAGAUCAAGACGCUGUACGAGAUAAAGUAAAUACGGACCUCGAAACCGCCACCACAGAAGCACCACCUUCGAAACAGAUACCCGACAACUUUGUCGAAGGAAACCUACAACUUGACGAGUCAAUCAAAGCUCAGGAUCCUCGUCUUCUGAUCAUCUCUCUGCACAGCUGUGGCAAUCUCGUGCAUCACGGCAUCCGCUCUCUUCUACUGAACCCCUCCGUAUCAGCCGUGGCCCUAGUCGGAUACCUUGCUAACACCCUUAUUGUNUGCUGCUACAAUCUAGUCACUGAACGUCUAGGACCUCCAACAUACAAGCUACCAUCCCUAAGGUCGAAUCAUCCUCGCUUGACAGAGACUUCAGAAGCCCACGACCCGCACGGCUUCCCAAUGUCCUCCCGCCUCUGCAACCAAUCCACCACCAGCGGCACCGGCGUCCGUCUCAACAUCACAGCCCGCAUGAUGGCCGUCCAAGCACCCCAAAACUGGGGCAANAAAGACUCGGAAGAUUUCUUCAAACGCCACUUCUACCGCGCCCUACUCCAAAGAAUCUUUAUGGAUAAGGGAAUAGUCCCAGCCCCUGAACCCGCAGAUGUGGAAAACAAUAAUGGAAGUCCUUUGGGUUGGUCGGCNGGNGGAGGUACUGCACCUAUCAUCCUCGGCUCGUUGCGAAAAUCUUGUUAUGAGAGUUUUGUUGCGUAUGUGCGAGGUGCGUUGGAGAAACUUGUUAACGACCCUACUCGUGGCUCCNNCCUCUUCGCAGAGAAAAUGGCUACUAUGAGUGACGAAGAGAUUUGUCAAUACGAAGCAGAUUUCAAGGAAAGGGGCAAGGAAUUGAGUGUCAUGUGGAGUUUGAUGGCGUUUAGUGCUGGAGUUAUAGAAGCUGCUAUUGUGGUAGACAGAUGGUUGUUCCUCAAAGAGCAGGAUGAGGUAAAAGAUGCGUGGGUAGAGCCUGUGUUUGAGUUCAAACACAGUCCGAGGAAUUUGGUGGUUGUUGGCAUUAAAAAGUGA